CUCCUAACCCGUGGAGUGGAGCUUCAGUCAUUCCUCAGUUAAGGUUAGAAUAAAGUAAAUAAAGUGAAUGAUGUCUCCAGACUUGGAGCAGAGCGGUGUUUCUCUCCCUGUUUCUGGAAUACUGAUAGCAGUGGUGUCGAGUUUCAUCAAUGGCUCCACCUUUGUGCUGCAGAAGAAGGGGAUAUUACGCUCCAGAGACAGAGGAGGGUCGUACCUUACAGAUGUGGUGUGGUGGGGGGGCACUCUGGCCAUGAUUGUUGGUCAGAUUGGGAAUUUCCUGGCGUAUAACGUGGCCCCCGCUGUGAUCGUCACACCACUGGGAGCCCUGGGAGUGUUGUUUGGGGCUGUGCUGGCCUCGUGGAUCCUGCAGGAGCAUCUCAAUAUCCUGGGGAAGCUGGGCUGUGUUUUAUGCUGCUGUGGCUCCGUGGUGCUCAUCAUCCACGCCCCUAAAGCCGAGACUGUGACCUCCAGAGAGCAGCUGGAGGAGAGGCUGGCCGACCCAGUGUUUGUGAGCUACGCCCUCCUGGUGGUGCUGCUGCUGCUCGUCCUCAUCCUGUUUGUCGCUCCGGCUCACGGCUCCUCCAACAUGCUGGUGUACGUCUCCAUAUGCUCCCUGCUGGGCAGCUUCACCGUGCCCUGCAGCAAGGGCCUCGGCCUGGUGGCGGGGGAGGUGUUUGGGUCAGACGGGGGCCGCGCUCUGCCUCUCUUCCUCUUCCUGCUGUGCACGCUCGCCGUCAGCAUCCUCCUGCAGUUCCUCUACAUCAACAGGGCCCUGCAGAGCUUCAGCUCCAACGUGUUUGAAGCCGUGUACUACGUGGCGUUCACUUGCUCCGUGAUCGUGGCGUCCGCCCUGCUGUUUAAGGAGUGGACGGCUCUGACGGCCACACACAGCCUGGCCCUGCUCUGCGCUCUCACCACGGUGUGUGUCGGUGUCGCUCUGCUGCGUAUCUCACAGGAAGCAGAGGUCACCUGGAAGAAGAAGACGGACUGAUGGAGAUGAUCCACCCAACUCAAACUACCUUCACAUUUAACUUGAAUCUUUUGCAGUUUCUUUUGAAACAGUUCUCAGUUACUGUGUAACCUUUCAUAAAUUAAAGAGGCCCUAUUAUGCUUUUUAGGCAUUUAAGCAUGGAGACAUGUCCAAGGAGAGACACUACAUACUGAUAUACACCUGAACAUCAGCAGGAGAGGACUCUUUAAAGUAGAGACACUACAUACUGAUAUACACCUGAACAUCAGCAGGAGAGGACUCUUUAAAGUAGAGACACUACAUACUGAUAUACACCUGAACAUCAGCAGGAGAGGACUCUUUAAAGUAGAGACACUACAUACUGAUAUACACCUGAACAUCAGCA
Eleginops maclovinus (Patagonian blennie) is the source of this 1355-nucleotide messenger RNA. RefSeq names its product NIPA magnesium transporter 1 (gene nipa1). The record is from RefSeq and is a predicted model, not a curated record. The coding region runs from base 68 to 991 and encodes 307 amino acids. The transcript is spliced from 5 exons. Gene Ontology annotation, molecular function: magnesium ion transmembrane transporter activity. Gene Ontology annotation, biological process: magnesium ion transport. Gene Ontology annotation, cellular component: membrane. NCBI's taxonomy places the organism in Eukaryota, Metazoa, Chordata, Actinopteri, Perciformes, Eleginopidae.